Trematomus bernacchii (emerald rockcod) is the source of this 6293-nucleotide messenger RNA. It is a transcript of the gene plcb3, whose product is annotated as phospholipase C, beta 3 (phosphatidylinositol-specific). The record is from RefSeq and is a predicted model, not a curated record. Gene Ontology annotation, biological process: lipid catabolic process; phosphatidylinositol-mediated signaling. Gene Ontology annotation, molecular function: calcium ion binding; phosphatidylinositol-4,5-bisphosphate phospholipase C activity; calmodulin binding. The coding region runs from base 512 to 4297 and encodes 1261 amino acids. Lineage: Eukaryota; Metazoa; Chordata; Actinopteri; Perciformes; Nototheniidae. The transcript has 35 exons.
AGGAGGAGGAGAAAAGGAGAAACUCGUCGGAGGCGACAAGAGAGAGAGGAAGCAGAGAAAGUUAGAGGAGCGAGAGGAGAGGGGUCGAGCAGAUGGGAGGAAGGAAGGAAAUGAUCUCUCUGCGGGCUCAAGUGCGCGAUUAAAGGAUUGUGCGUAAAUAAACAAAUGAAUCAAAGCCUAUAAUACAAUCAAAAAAAGGGGGAGUUGUAUGCGCGCCACCGCGUUGCGUGGACGCGGACAAGACAGCGCGCUGAAACAAGUUCUGUGUUUCUCUCUGGAUUUUACUCCUCAUGUUCCUCAAAGUCUCGCUGCUGUGUAGUAACUUUUUAGUUUGAAAAUCUCCCCCCCCCCACACCCCGCCCCCCUCGUCCUGUCGGUUCACUCUCUCCCCGGAAAAGAAGCUCCGGGGUGGAAGUUGGAGGAAGGAAGCGCGGGUUUUUGUUCCUUCCGAGGAGUCCAGCUCGCCUUAGCCGGGGUUUAGGCGUUGGCAACGGGCAGGGAAUACCUUGCCAUGGCCGGGGCCAAGCCGGGAGUCCACGCGCUGCAACUCAAGCCCACGUCCGUCCACGAAGCGCUGAAGAAGGGGGGCAAGUUCAUCAAAUGGGACGAGGAGCCAAACAGCGGCCCCCCCACCCUGGUGACCCUGAAAGUUGACCCCGAUGGAUUCUUCCUCUACUGGACUGGAGGCUCCAACCUGGAGGUGGAGACUCUGGACAUCAACACCAUCAGGGACACCAGGACAGGAAAAUACGCCAAACUACCAAAGGACGCCAAGCUGCGGGACGUGCUCGGCUUCGUUAAGGGAGGCAGCGUCGAGAGGAAGCUGGUAACCGUCGUCUAUGGCAAUGACCUGGUCAACAUCUCUUACCUGAACUUCCAGGCCAUGCAGGAAGAUACAGCCAAGAUUUGGACAGAUGAGCUCUUCACUUUGGCCACAAACAUACUUUCCCAGAACGCAUCGCGGAACACCUUCCUGCACAAAGCGUACACUAAGUUAAAGCUGCAGGUGAAUCAGGAUGGGAAGAUUCCUGUGAAGAAUAUCCUCAAGAUGUUCUCAGAUAAAAAGAGAGUGGAGACGGCUCUGGAGCAGUGUGGCCUCGUCAAUAACAAGAUCGAGGGAAUCAAGCCAGAUGAUUUCACGUGGGACGCCUUCCAGAAGUUUCUUGAAAGCCUUUGUCUCCGGCCUGAGAUACAAAGCAUCUUUGAGGAAAGUGGCUCCAAGAGGAAGCCGUUCAUCUCUUUGGACCAGUUGAUAGAAUUCAUUAACCACAGGCAGCGAGACUCCCGACUGAACGAGGUGCUGUACCCCCCCCUGAAGAGAGAGCAGGUCCGACAGAUCAUGGAGGAAUACGAGACCAACGUCAGCCAGCUGGAGAGAGAUCAGAUCAGUUUGCAGGCCUUCACUCGGUAUCUGGGAGGAGAGGAAAACAGCAUCGUUCCUCCAGAGAGGCUGGAUAUCAUCGACGACAUGAAUCAGCCUCUGUCUCACUACUUCAUUAACUCAUCACACAACACAUACCUCACAGUGGGUCAGCUGACCGGCCUCUCCUCGGUGGAGAUGUACCGCCAGGUGCUGCUGACCGGCUGCCGCUGCAUCGAGCUGGACUGCUGGAAGGGCCGCCCGCAGGACGAGGAGCCCUACAUCACCCACGGCUUCACCAUGACCACUGAGAUCCCCUUUAAGGAGGUGAUCGAGGCGAUAGCAGAGAGUGCUUUCAAGACCUCGGCGUACCCCCUCAUCCUGUCCUUUGAAAACCACGUAGAUUCGGCUAAGCAGCAGGCCAAGAUGGCAGAGUACUGCAGGACCAUCUUUGGAGACGCCCUGCUCAUCGAUCCACUGGAGAAAUAUCCGCUGGACCCUGGUCAGCCGCUCCCCACCCCACAGGAGUUGCUGGGGAGGAUUCUCAUCAAAAACAAGAAGAAGCACCAGCACCACCGACCCUCGAGUAGCGGCAGCAUACGGCGCAGAGAGCUGGAGGAGCAACCGUCGCACAACAACGAAGGCCCACUGACAGAUGGCGAGGGAAGCCAUCUGCUGACUAACGGAGAGGAAAAGCUAGCUGAGAGGAUGGUCAAAGACUCUGAGCCACGCAAAUCCCUUGGGGGUGAGGGAGAAAGCGAGGAGGAUGAGGAGGACGAACCGGUGACAGACCUGAAGAAGCCCAACUCUGACGAGGGUACAGCCAGCAGUGAGGUGAACGCCACAGAGGAGAUGUCCACUCUUGUCAACUACAUCGAGCCUGUCAAAUUCAAGAGCUUUGAGGUGGCAAACAAGAGAAGAAAGUACUUUGAAAUGUCCUCAUUGGUGGAAACAAAAGGCAUGGACAUCCUGAAGGCUUCCCCCAUCAAGUUUGUAGAGUACAAUAAGAACCAGCUGAGCAGAAUCUACCCUAAAGGAACGAGGGUGGACAGCUCCAACUACAUGCCGCAGCUCUUCUGGAACGUCGGCUGCCAGAUGGUGGCGCUAAACUUCCAGACCCUCGACCUCCCUAUGCAGCUGAACAUGGGUGUGUUUGAGUACAACGGCCACAGCGGAUACCUGCUGAAACCUGAGUUCAUGAGAAGGACGGACAAACAGUUUGACCCUUUCACAGAAAACAUAGUGGAUGGGAUAGUCGCUAAUACUGUUAAAAUUAGGGUGAUCUCAGGGCAGUUUCUGACUGAUAAAAAGGUGGGCGUGUAUGUGGAAGUGGACAUAUUUGGACUUCCUGCUGAUACAAAGAGGAAGUACAGAACCAAAACAUCCAAUGGGAACUCUCUGGACCCCGUGUGGGACGAUGACAUGUUUGUGUUUAAUAAGGUGGUCCUCCCCACACUAGCCUCUCUGAGGAUAGCGGUGUUUGAAGAAAAUGGAAAGUUUAUUGGACAUCGAAUCCUCCCUGUGUCAGCCAUAAGACCUGGCUACCACUACAUUAAUCUGAAGAGUGAGCUGAACCAGCCGCUCAUCCUGCCCUCUCUGCUGGUCUACACUGAGGCUCAGGACUACAUCCCCAAUGAACACCAGGAGUAUGCAGAGGCUCUGACCAACCCCAUUAAGCACAUCAGUCAGUUACACAAGAGGGAGACUCAGCUGGCUGUUCUCAUAGAGGACAACAGUGAGCAUAUUCCCAACCAGCCCAAAGAGCGCGAGAGCAAGGGGGAGUGGGAGGUCAUUCAGGGCGGGGGACUGCCCUCCCCCUUCUCCAGCCUUCCCCCCUUCCCACUGGACGAAGCCCCUGACAUCCUCAAACUACCUGCACCGGUACAAAGUCCAAAGGAGGACCUCAUAGCCACUGUUCUGGCAGACAUCCAGGUCCAGUCUAUAGAGGAGCUGAAGCAGCAGAAGGGCUACUUGAAGCUCCAAAAGAAACAGAGCAAAGAACUCAAAGAGAUCCGAAAGAAGCACCUCAAAAAGGUGUGGAAUCUGAGUAAGGAGCAGAAGAGUCGGAGCAGCCAGCUUCAGUCUGACACCCAGAGGAGACGCAGUCAGAUGGAGAAACACCUCAAACGGAGCAUCAGGAAAAACAUGUGUCUGUGUCGUCUGCAAGAAGCUGUCAUAAAUGAGCCCAAUGAGCCGGUGCAGCGCGAGCUCACCGCUCUGGAUCAGGAGCUGGAGAAGCAGUCGGUCCAGCUGAGGGAGUGGCAGAUGCAAGAACUCCUUAAACUCCGACAGCAGCUUCACCUACCGGAGCGGGAAAAGCAGCAAACACACCUGCAGGAGGCCUUCAAGAAGUUAAAGGAGACGGCCAAUGAAUGCCAAGCAGCUCAGCUGAAAAAGCUCAAGGAGACAUGCGAGAAGGAGAAGAAAGAGCUCCAGAGGAUCAUGGACAGGAAGCGACAGAACAGCAUCAGCGACGCCAAGACCCGCGACAAAGACAAGGCAGAAACGGAAUUGAAUGAGAUCAACAGGAAACAUAUUCAGGAUUCUGUCUCUUUAAUCGGCGGGCUGGAGGAGGCUCAGACCAGGAGGCAGGACAAGCUGAUGCUGAGGCACCGGGAGAUGCUGCAACACAUCGAUGAUGAACUUCCUCUGCUCCAGUCUCAGUUGGAGAAGGAUCUGGACCAGGAGUAUGAGCGCCUGCAGGAGGAGAUCUGCCAGCACCUCCAGGUGGAGCUGCACAACAAAGGGCUGAGAACAGACGCCCUGUACUCGCCCUUUCCAAACCAGGGCAGCCCCGGGUCGGGCCCCCCCUCCAACUGCUCCACGCCCGACCGCUGCCCCUGGAACAGGAGCAUGGACAAUAGCACCGCCUCAUUGGCUGAUUCCACUUCCUCGUCCACUCCUGUCCUAUCAGAGGCGGAGAUGUCGUUCAGUUAAAACUAUAACGUGUAAAAAGCAAAUGCUUACAUUCAACUGGGGUCUAUAAUGAUUAUAAUGUGGGAUAGUAAUGAUAUUAAUUAUUUACUAAUUUUAUUCCUUUUUUUUAUUACAGACUGUUAUGUUCGUGUCUACAGAGCUAUAUCAUUUUUUAUUUUGCUGCUUUUGUCAGAUGCACAUGUCUUUUUGUUGGAAGAUUUCAUUAGAAUCAUGACUUUUUUUACUUUUCGGUGUAUGUCUUUGGCUUUUAAUGUCAUAUCGUCUGAUGCCUUUUGUGUUAGCAUCAUUGAAAUGGUCUGGUCAGUAAGCUUUACUGUAGUUAGAAACCAGCUUUACAUUCACAUUUUAUUGACACUUUGAAAGCUUUAAACUGUGCAGAGAGAAGAGCAGGAUUUGAAAACAGAUGACUUUGUUGAGGGGAAACCUUUUAGAAUAAAUACAGCUAACCCAAGCAAUUCAUGGUAAUAUGAUGUUAGUAGAUUCAUAAUGGUCUUAUUCCCUAGAAAUAGAUCAGGAACUAUUUAAAACAAAGCCUAUGGAGUUCUUUAAGUACUACAUAACAUUUUUUUAAAACAACGCUGAGAGGUCAUUUUCCAGAGUAAAAGAGGGCAACAUUUUAACAAAAGGGUUUAAAAGUUUAGUUUUUAACUGUAAUGGCAGGAGCUGACCAGCAAGUGGAGCUGCAGCGUUGGCUAUUUAUUUUAACGCCUUUCAUUCAUGGAGCGUGAUCAUCCUAUUACACUGUACCCUGACACACACACACACACACACACACACACACACACACACACACACACACACAUCUGUCGCAUUGUUUAGCAUCAAGUCUCUGACCUCUAACCUCCAAACAGAAUCCAGACAAGGUUUUUCAUCCAUCUGUCUAGAUAAGAAUGUGUUUGUUUGAGAGAGAAAAAAGGGAGGGCCUGAGUGAUGUAACACUUCACACACACACACACACACAUGCAUGACACUGUAUUUUGUAAUGAGGCGUCUAUAAAAAUGCAGUGGGACACACACUCAGAGUUAAUUGGUUCAGUGGCCAAAAGCCUUUAAAAUCCUCAUCCCAUCCAAUCUGUCACAAUCCCAUAACUUUACAAAUAUGGCCGAAACUUUUCAAGGGUAUUUGAAAGUGAGUGUGUGUGUGCGUUCAGAACUUAAUCCCUUGAUGUGACAUCUGCUCUAUCCUAGUAUGCUUUAAAAGCAUCGGCACUGUAGGAGGCACUCUUCAGAUGAGGAUAUAAAGCUGCAUCAUGACGUUUUCAUGUAAAAAUGCGCCUGUAUUUGAGGUCUGAAUCACCAAAUGAGGGUGGUCUUUUGCGUUCUUAUUGCAGCUCUGUAGAUCUGCUCAAUAUACCAAAUUGUUUAAUUGUUCUAUAAUGUGGUAAGAAGCCCCAGCUCUUUGCUUUAACUUCACUGAAGCCUCAAAAUUCAAAGCGUGACCUCUUAAUAUAUCAUAUUAUAGGUAACAGUCGUUCACCUCCAGAGUGACAUGGGAAGAGCUUAUGUUAUAUUUUAUUUAAGGGUGAAUCUGUCUUAAAAUAAUCCCACACAGCUCCCCCAGUUUGUCCAUUUAAGCCAAAUAUUGAAUGUAGGAUUGUAGUGCACAAACGGUACUUUAAAAGUUUCCUCAAUCUUUAUUUCAGCCAUUUUUGAAGACUAUUUUUGUUUCUUGUAUACCACUCUGUUUUGUUGUCUUGUCUGCUUUGAGGGGCAUAAUGAUGGCACUCUAUGUACAUGUAUUCCGUGUAAAUGUUUAGUUUUAUGUGAAUUUGACUACUGACCACAAGUGCUGAAGAGGGAUGAAGGUCAGGAGAGGUCGGGGAAGGCUAAGGGAAGAAUAUCAUUUCUGCUUUUUCUCAAAGAUAGAUUGUUUUUGGGUGAGAUUCCUGUCCUCCAUCCUUCAGCGAGCGCUGGCUGCCUGUCUAUCUGUCUUCCCCCCCCCCACACAAACGUCUUUGUAAACUAACAUCUAUUUAAAUGGAAUUUUAACAACGUA